AUAAUUAUGAAAUCAGAGCUGUAACGAUGGAAGAAAGAGCAUUGAAACCACAAGUAGCGAGUUAUAAUGGUUAUCCGGUCCAAACAUCGGUCGAAGGGCUAGACCAUACGGGUGUAGAUACUUGUUUGUAUACUGAAUAUGAGGCCCAGGAGUAG
This is a messenger RNA of Funneliformis caledonium, 155 nucleotides long. The record is from the annotation of a GenBank genome assembly. NCBI's taxonomy places the organism in Eukaryota, Fungi, Glomeromycota, Glomeromycetes, Glomerales, Glomeraceae.